This is a messenger RNA of Physeter macrocephalus (sperm whale), 2212 nucleotides long. It is a transcript of the gene MIP, whose product is annotated as major intrinsic protein of lens fiber. Gene Ontology annotation, molecular function: water channel activity. The transcript has 4 exons. Bases 1 to 792 code for a protein of 263 amino acids. Gene Ontology annotation, cellular component: plasma membrane; apical plasma membrane. The record is from RefSeq and is a predicted model, not a curated record. Gene Ontology annotation, biological process: water transport; transmembrane transport. NCBI's taxonomy places the organism in Eukaryota, Metazoa, Chordata, Mammalia, Artiodactyla, Physeteridae.
AUGUGGGAACUGCGGUCAGCCUCCUUCUGGAGGGCCAUAUCUGCUGAGUUCUUUGCCACCCUCUUCUAUGUCUUCUUCGGGCUAGGGGCCUCACUGCAUUGGGCCCCUGGACCACUGCAUAUCUUGCAGGUGGCUUUGGCCUUUGGCCUGGCCCUGGCUACACUGGUGCAGGCUGUGGGCCACAUCAGUGGAGCCCAUGUCAAUCCUGCAGUCACUUUCGCCUUCCUUGUGGGUUCCCAGAUGUCCCUGCUCCGUGCCUUCUGCUACAUGGCAGCCCAACUCCUGGGAGCCGUGGCUGGGGCCGCUGUGCUGUACAGUGUUACCCCGACUGCCGUCCGAGGAAACCUAGCACUUAACACGUUGCACCCUGGGGUGAGUGUGGGCCAGGCCACCAUAGUGGAGAUCUUCCUGACGCUCCAGCUCGUGCUCUGCAUCUUUGCCACGUACGACGAGAGGCGGAAUGGCCGCCUGGGCUCCGUGGCCCUGGCCGUUGGCUUCUCCCUCACCCUGGGGCACCUCUUUGGGAUGUAUUAUACUGGUGCAGGCAUGAACCCUGCCCGCUCCUUUGCUCCUGCCAUUCUUACCAGAAACUUCACCAACCACUGGGUGUACUGGGUGGGCCCAAUCAUUGGAGCAGGCCUGGGCAGUCUCCUUUAUGACUUUCUCCUCUUCCCCCGGCUCAAGAGUGUUUCUGAGAGACUGUCUAUUCUCAAGGGUGCCAGGCCCAGUGACUCCAAUGGACAACCAGAGGGCACAGGGGAACCUGUUGAACUGAAGACCCAGGCCCUGUAAAAGCUCCAGAUGAAUAGAGGGAAUAGGAAGCUUCUGGGUUUACAUGGAGGGGCUGAGCCAGCCCCUGGAUGAAAAAAGAGACUGUGGGGAGGGGCAUGUACUUCUUUAUUUUUAAAUUUAUGUGUGUGUUUUAUUUUUUUGCCUUUUGCCGUGUGAAAUCUUUCAAGUUGCAUUCAUGAGCUGUUUGGUGCAAACUUCCCUUCCUCCCCAUCCCACCUCUCUUCGCCGCUGUGUGUGCAUGAUUGUGUGUAUGACUGUGAGUGAAUGUGACUGUGUCUGAGUUUUGGGGCGUGACACGAGAGGUAGGGAAGGGAAAAGAGGUGUCACCCUAUACCUUCCUCUCCCAACCCAGUGUGGUAAGUUAAGUACAGGGAACCAAGACCUUAAGUUUCUGGGCUUUACCCUGCUGCCAGUCAAGUGUAUGGCUCUAGGUUUCUGAGGGAGCAGGGAAGCAGUUAGUUACUCCUCAGAGGAGGCAGAUGGAGAGAAGUGGAGGAGACGAGGCAUUCCAAGAGUUGGUAGAAGGAGCUGGGUGUGGUGGGCGAAAUGGAGGUAUCAGCCCCAGAUCAGGAUGCCAAAAAGUUUUGGAGAAGUUAACCCGAGAGUGUAGCCUGCUUAUCUCAGAAAUGCUUGCCCCAGGGACUUGGGUGAGGAAGUAGCUCUGAGAAAAGUGAACACUGGGGUUUGAACUGUUCUAUAAAUCCACAUCAACCUAUCUACAUCCACUGGCUGGGUUUUGCGUGCAUUCUGGCAUGAUGGAUCUCUUUGGAGGCCCUGGGCCACUGAUCUGCCAACCUAAGCAAAAGGUGGGUGAGCCUAGAAUCUAGAAAAAUUAAGUAGCUUAACUGCUCUGCCUGACACACCCGCAAUGUGGCCUCCAAGCAGGUGGUACUUAAGCCCAGAAGAGCUCCCUAAGGCCGAAACAGGAAACCUGAUGCCUGGAGCAAAUGCAGAGGUAGGGGUGGGGGACAUAGGAGGGAGAGGAUUUGACCCUCAGUUUUAAUUUAGAGCAGCCCAAAACACUCUUCAAAUGGCAUCUUUCUGCUUUUAUCACUAGUUCUAUAGUCUUCUUUAUUUUCCAUUUUUGUGUGUGUCUUUUCAUUUUUCUCUCAUCUGUCCUUUCAUCUUCAGCAAAUCUAACCCUUUACAUGUCCCAGAAAUUAAUUCCUUCCAUUCAAAUUUUAAUUAUUCACAAGAUAUUAUUUGUUUGAUCCCUAUUUUCUUUUGUUGUUGGGAAAAUACACGCAUCUCAACAGAAGCCAGAGGAGACCCUGACCUGACGAUGAAUACUUAUGUUGACCUCUUCCUUUUAGGAGCCUCCUGCACACUUCGCAAGCUUUAAACCUAUACCUAUAGAAAGACAGACAGCCCAGCCCCGCAAAAGACCACUCUUCCACGUAGCUAAGCUCUCCAUUUCCUC